GGUCUGGCCUCUCAGUUUCUGUGACUAUGGAUGGGUUUCCAUGGCAUUGGCAACUAACAUCCUUACAGGUUUUCAUUGAAAAUUUAAGUCUUGGGGGAAAGUAGUAGGUCGUGGACAAUCCAAAGUACUAAGAUGUUUCUACCUUUCCUGAGGCAGUUAUAGCCUCCUUAAAUUGGGGGUGGGAUAUUUUAAACCAAAGCAGUUAUAUCGGCGCCACAAAGCACACCUGUUCACAGUCAAAGACUCUCCAGAAGCUUUAAACACAGAAGUGUGAGCAGAGAGCGCAGUGGACCGGCAGGGUCGCAGUGGACUGCCCUUCACACAGGCAGGAGGACACUGCCGUCACUGCUGGCAGCUUUUAUUUGCGAUCUCAGGUUGAGGUUAAUAAGGCGAAAAGAAUUUGUCUCUAACUCCUAUUUUCCAUUCCAAACGGGAGGAAAUCACUAUUGAAAAUAAAAACAGUGGGGAAUGUAGCCUCAGAAAGGUCCAAAGCUGUGUUCUCUUUGAAUAUGAGCUGAGGCCUCCAGGGGGCAGCACCAAGGCAGGGACUGGACUAAGAUCCCUCUGUCCUCAUGGACUGGGGCUCCCCACAGUUCCCCACCACCACCCCUCCCAUUCCGUCCAACUUUAUUUUUAGCCGCCAGUGGGAGGGGGCAGGAUAGGAGGGAAAGUAAAGAAAACAGCAAAGGAGAGGGACAGAGAGGCACAGAGGACUUCUUGAACCAGGCAGGACAAGCAGGCAUGGCGCGCCUCUCCUCUCCUCACCUGUUCUUGUCCCUGGCGUUGCUGACAGGUCUCUGCUCCCCCUUUAAUCUGGAUGAGCGCCAUCCACGCCUGUUCACAGGGCCACCAGAGGCCGAAUUUGGAUACAGCGUCUUGCAGCAUGUUGGGGGUGGACAGCGAUGGAUGCUGGUGGGCGCCCCUUGGGAUGGGCCUUCAGGUGACCGGCGGGGGGAUGUUUAUCGCUGCUCUAUAGGGGGAUCCUACAAUGCCCCAUGUGCCAAGGGCCACCUAGGAGACUAUCAACUGGGAAAUUCAUCUCAGCCGGCCUUGAAUAUGCACCUGGGCAUGUCGCUACUAGAGACAGAUGGUGAUGGGGGAUUCAUGGCCUGUGCCCCACUCUGGUCCCGUGCUUGUGGCAGCUCUGUCUUCAGUUCUGGACUGUGUGCCCGUGUGAAUGCUUCAUUCCAGCCCCAGGGAAGCCUGGCACCUACUGCCCAACGCUGUCCAACAUACAUGGACGUCGUCAUUGUUUUGGAUGGCUCCAACAGUAUCUAUCCCUGGUCUGAAGUUCAGACUUUCCUUCGGAGGCUGGUAGGGAGACUCUUUAUUGAUCCGGAGCAGAUACAGGUAGGACUGGUACAGUAUGGGGAGAGCCCUGUGCACGAGUGGUCCCUGGGAGAUUUCCGGACCAAGGAAGAAGUUGUGAGAGCAGCAAGGAACCUCAGCCGACGGGAGGGGCGAGAAACAAGAACUGCCCAAGCGAUAAUGCUGGCAUGCACAGAAGGGUUCAGUCAGUCCCGAGGGGGCAGACCUGAGGCUGCAAGACUGCUGGUGGUUGUCACUGAUGGGGAAUCUCAUGAUGGAGAGGAGCUUCCAGCCGCACUAAAGGCCUGUGAGGCUGGAAAAGUAACACGUUACGGGAUUGCGGUCCUCGGUCACUAUCUCCGGCGACAGAGAGACCCUAGCUCUUUCCUUCGGGAAAUCAGAGCUAUCGCCAGUGAUCCAGAUGAGCGGUUCUUCUUUAAUGUCACAGACGAGGCUGCGCUGACGGACAUUGUGGAUGCACUGGGAGACCGGAUAUUUGGUCUGGAGGGGUCCCGUGGGGAAAACGAAAGCUCCUUUGGGCUAGAAAUGUCUGAGAUUGGCUUCUCCACCCACCGAUUACAGGAUGGGAUUCUCUUUGGGAUGGUGGGGGCCUAUGACUGGGGGGGCUCGGUACUAUGGCUUGAAGAAGGUCGCCGCCUUUUCCCCCCACGAACGGCCCUGGAAGAUGAGUUUCCCCCUGCCUUGCAGAACCAUGCAGCCUACCUGGGUUACUCUGUUUCCUCCAUGCUUCUGCCCGGUGGCCGCCGCCUCUUUCUCUCGGGGGCACCGAGGUUUAGACAUCGAGGAAAAGUCAUCGCCUUCCAGCUAAAGAAAGAUGGGUCUCUGAGGGUCACCCAGAGCCUCCAGGGGGAUCAGAUUGGCUCAUACUUUGGCAGUGAGCUCUGCCCAUUGGAUACAGACAAGGAUGGGAUAACUGACGUCUUACUUGUGGCGGCCCCCAUGUUCCUGGGUCCCCAGAACAAAGAGACUGGACGUGUGUAUGUAUAUGUGGUGGGCCAGCAAAUUUUGCUGAUGCUCCAAGGAACCCUUCAGCCAGAACGUCCCCAGGAUUCUCGUUUUGGCUUUGCCAUGGCUGCUCUUCCCGAUCUGAACCAAGACGGUUUUGCAGAUGUGGCUGUGGGGGCUCCCCUGGAGGAUGGGCACCAGGGAGCACUAUACCUGUAUCAUGGAACCCAGAAUGGAAUCAGGCCCCAUCCUACCCAGCGGAUUGCUGCUGUAUCCAUGCCUCAGGCCCUCCGCUACUUUGGCCGAAGUGUGGAUGGCCGGUUAGACCUGGACGGAGAUGAUCUUGUAGAUGUUGCUGUGGGUGCCCAUGGGGCAGCCAUCCUGCUCAGCUCCCAGCCCAUCAUACACCUGCUGCCAACCCUGGAUGUGAGGCCCCCGCACAUCAGUGUGGUUCAAAAGGACUGUAGGCGAAGAGGCCAGGAAGCAGCCUGCCUCACUGCAGCCCUGUGCUUCCGAGUGACCUCUCACACUGCGGGGCGAUGGGACCGCAGAUUCUACAUCCAGUUCUCAGCAUCACUGGAUGAGUGGACAGCUGGGGCGCGUGCAGCAUUUGAUGGCUCCGGCCAGCGGCUGUCACCUCGGCAGCUCCAGCUCAGUGUAGGGAAUGUCACCUGUGAGCAGCUGCACUUCCAUGUACUGGAUACAUCAGAUUACCUCCGGCCAGUGGCCUUGACUGUGACUUUUACCUUGGACAACACCACAAAGCCAGGGCCUGUGCUGGAUGAGGGAUCGUCCACCUCUGUCCGAAAGCUGGUCCCCUUCUCAAAAGACUGCGGCCCUGACAAUGAAUGUAUCACAGACCUGGUACUUCAAGCAGACAUGGACAUCAGGGGCUCCAGGAAGUCCCCAUUUGUGGUUCAAGGUGACCGACAGAAACUGCUGGUAUCAGCAACCCUGGAGAACAAGAAGGAAAAUGCCUACAACACUAGCCUGAGUCUCAGGUUCUCUAGAAACCUCCACCUGACCAGUCUUACUCCUCAGAGAGCCAAAUCAGUGAAGGUGGAAUGUACUGUCCCUUCCCCCCAUGCCCGGGUGUGCAUUGUGGGCCAUCCAGUCUUCCAGGCGGGGGCCAAGGUGACCUUUCUGUUAGAGUUUGAAUUUAGCUGCACCUUCCUCCUGAGCCAGGCCUUGGUGAGGCUGACUGCGAGCAGCGAUAGCCUGGAGAGAAAUGAGACCCUUCAAGACAAUACAGUUCAGACCUCCGCCUACAUCCGAUACGAGCCUCACCUCCUGUUCUCUAGUGAGUCCACCCUACAUCGAUACGAGGUUCACCCUUACAGGACUCUCCCAGUGGGUCCUGGCCCUGAAUUCAAAACCACUCUAAGGGUUCAGAACCUUGGCUGUCAUGUGGUCAGUGGCCUCAUCAUCUCAGCCCUCCUUCCAGCUGUGGCCCACGGGGGCAGUUACUUCCUGUCACUGUCUCAAGUCAUCGCCAGCAAUGCAAGCUGCACAGUGCAGAAUCUGACUGAGCCCCCAGGACCCCCUGUGCACCCAGAGGAGCUUCAGCACACAAACAGACUGAAUGGGAAUAACACUCGGUGUCAGGUGGUGAGGUGCCACCUUGGACAGCUGGCAAAGGGGACUGAGAUCUCUGUUGGACUGCUGAGGCUAGUUCACAACGAAUUCUUCCGGAGGGCCAAGUUCAAGUCUCUGACGGUGGUCAGCACCUUCAAGUUAAGAACCGAUAAGGGCAGUGUCCUACAGCUGAUGGAAGCUCCCUCCUGGAGUGAGAGCCUCUUGGAGGUGAUUCAGAGCCCCACCGCCCCCAUCUCCCUGUGGAUCCUUGUGGGCAGCAUCCUGGGAGGGUUGCUCCUGCUUGCUCUCCUUGUCUUCUGCCUGUGGAAGCUUGGUUUCUUUGCCCGUAAGAAAAUCCCCAAGGAAGAACCCACUGAUGAGAAGCUGGAGCAGUGACUGCAGAAGGGUCAGAACGUCCUCCUUGGCAGCCUUUGCAAAAAACGAGGCUUGGAGGCACAGAGGGGAAAGGAUGCUUCUGGAAUAUGUCUCCAGACCUGCAGCCUGACUUGACUUUUGAGCCAUGGGUAUGCUGCUGGCAAGAGAUGAGGCUUUGCCUCAGACACGAAGGGCUGGCACCAAAACACAUAGUGUCCCCACCCUGUGCUUUCCUCCUGGCCCUGACGGGGUUCCACAGUCAACAUUGGGUCUUCGUUUGGUACCCUAUCUUCUCCCAUCACAAGGGGGUCGAAGGAUUUUUUUCCUGACACCUUCAGAUGCCAUUUGUCCUCCCUUGCAAUUCCGAAAAGGUUCUCCUCCACACCCCCACACCCCCCACACCCUCUCACCUUCCUGCCUGCUCCCCACUCCGCAGGAGAGAGCUGACGUUGACUUAAAAGAAGUAAAGUCAACAUCUGCGGCUCUCCUGUGGAGUCUAGUGAUUCAUAGAGCCGGACGGGGAGAGUCAACAGGAAAAGAGGGAGGAGAAAAAGCCACAAGAGACAUUCUGUACAAUUCCAAGGCACAGAGAAGCGUUCAGACAGGCAACCGCCAGCUCUCCUGAAACCUGAGACCUCAUGGGACGCCCGCCCUCAGGUGCCGGGGAAACCCAGCUUGCCCCCGGGCUCUCUGAGCUUCAGCCUCCCAACCCUCGUCUUUCUUUAGGAGCAAAGCCAGGACCUGGCCCUGAGUUUUCUGGAACCAGGUUCCCCCUGGUGGCUCAAAUUGGAAUAGCAGGGAGCUCAUUGGCAGCAUUCCCCUCUUUGCGGCUUCCUUAGAGAAAGCGGCUUGAUGGUGGGAAGCCCUUUUGCCACACCAGUUUGGGAAAUAGCAGCCGCUGCGAGAUCCAAACGAAGGGGAUCUGCAUCAAGAAACCUAAGUGGUUGGCAUGAGACCUCGGGGGAGUAAGCCCUUUCUUGUCCAGCAUCAGCUGGCUUUAUAGCAGCAGUACUGUCUCCCUGGAAGAUCUUUCUGGGACUCGUGUCGUGUGUCGUGGCGUGCGUGGGUUUCUCUGCUGGAGUGAGUUUUCAGCCUUAUUUGAUGUUUACUGGAAAACUCAAGUUAACUCUGAAUUCCCUCCCUCUUGUCCAAUGUUUUGGUUCAUGGGCGACUGGAAUUCUCAUAGUAACCAGGAAACUUGUUUUUUAUUGUAAGACUUUGAACGGCAAAGUCAAUUGCGGGUCGCCAGAGUUCAGCUCUGAUGGACCGAUACCCUCAGUCGGAGAAGAGAGGAGAUCUGAUUGGGCCCCUGCCACAGAACCUGUCUUCCCAGGCUGUUCUCCAGGCCUGUCUGCGGUAUUUAUUUUGGUGUCUCUGGUCUUCGGCAGAGCCGCCCUCUGUGGGUAUUGUCGUUUCUACCACGGUGAUCAGAUGGUCAGAACAAAUAAAAUCCAGUAUC
Messenger RNA from Alexandromys fortis (reed vole), 5683 nucleotides. It is a transcript of the gene Itga10, whose product is annotated as integrin subunit alpha 10. The transcript is spliced from 30 exons. Bases 742 to 4245 code for a protein of 1167 amino acids. Gene Ontology annotation, molecular function: integrin binding. Gene Ontology annotation, biological process: cell-matrix adhesion; cell-cell adhesion; cell adhesion mediated by integrin. Gene Ontology annotation, cellular component: external side of plasma membrane; integrin complex. The record is from RefSeq and is a predicted model, not a curated record. Lineage: Eukaryota; Metazoa; Chordata; Mammalia; Rodentia; Cricetidae.